Messenger RNA from Thermothielavioides terrestris NRRL 8126, 1753 nucleotides. RefSeq lists its product as uncharacterized. Bases 183 to 1517 code for a protein of 444 amino acids. Gene Ontology annotation, biological process: mitotic spindle organization. Lineage: Eukaryota; Fungi; Ascomycota; Sordariomycetes; Sordariales; Chaetomiaceae. Gene Ontology annotation, cellular component: nucleus; cytoplasm; protein phosphatase type 2A complex. Gene Ontology annotation, molecular function: peptidyl-prolyl cis-trans isomerase activity; protein tyrosine phosphatase activator activity. The record is from RefSeq and is a predicted model, not a curated record. The transcript has a single exon.
GGUCAGUGAGCGCUGCAGCUGCAGGCAAACAGCCUAGCCGCCACUUACAGGGAUGUUGGUGCAGUACACCAUCUGGAGCUCCGCCUUCCUCUUUCAACCUCGAACUUGCAAGCCUCGUGUUGCAGCUCGCGCUAUAUCGAACAGACAUCCGGACGAUCUGACUCUAUCAACGCAUCUCGAACAUGACAUCAGCGUCAACCACAGUGCCUGAUGAAGCCGCGCAAAGCUCCACCGCGGCUAAGCCGUCACCCGCGCCAGGCCGGGGAAUACCCAACCUGAAGGACCGGAUUCCCAAACUGGAGCCCCGGCGUAGGAAGCCCGAGCCGUCAAACCCGAUGCCAGUGCCGGAGACUCCGGCGGCACCUCCUCGGCCGGACCCUGCAACCCUCAAAUUUACCGUGCCCAGCCGCAGGAUCCUCUCCCCCAAGGACCACCAGCUCUUCCUGUCUUCGCCGACUUACAAGCUCAUCCUGUCCUUCGUCUUCGGCCUCUCGGAAUCAGUCCUCGACAAGCCCAUCUCCUCCGUCAAGGACGCUGACCUCUCCCCCACUGUCAAGGCCAUCCUCUCCAUCCUGAAUGAGACCGAAACCCUCUGCCAAGACACACCCCCGGACGACCAAGGCGGCUCUCGCUUCGGUAACAAAGCCUUCCGCGUCUUCGUCGACAAAGUGAAGCAGCGCUCUCCAACCUGGCACACCACCUUGCUGAACCUCCCGAACCCAUCCGCCGUUGCCGAACUUGGUGCCUACCUGACCCAGUCCUUCGGCAACCGCACCCGCAUCGACUACGGCUCGGGCCACGAGCUCAACUUCAUCAUGUGGCUCCUCUGUCUGUACCAGCUGUCGCUGCUCUCGCGCGCCGACUUCCCCGCCCUCGUCCUGCGCGUCUUCGCCCGCUACCUGGCCGUCAUGCGCCGCGUGCAGACCACCUACUAUCUGGAGCCGGCCGGGUCGCACGGCGUGUGGGGGCUGGACGACUACCAGUUCCUGCCCUUCCUGUUCGGCGCCAGCCAGCUGGUCCACCACCCGUUCAUCACGCCGCGCGCGAUCCACCAGGAGCUGACGGUGGAGGAGUUCGGCGGCGAGUUCCUGUAUCUGGGCCAGGUCGCCUUCGUGAACAGCACCAAGACGGUGAAGGGGUUGCGGUGGCAUAGUCCAAUGCUGGACGAUAUUAGCAGUGCCAAGAACUGGGCAAAGAUCGAGGGUGGGAUGAGGCGUAUGUUUGUGUCGGAGGUUCUUGGGAAGCUCCCGGUGAUGCAGCACUUCUUGUUUGGCUCCUUGAUCCCCGCCGCAGAAGGAAUGAGCGAGCCACGGGAGGCGGGGGUCAAGGACGAGGAGGAGGAGGAGGACGGCGGCGAGGUUGAAGUGUUUGAUGACAAGAACGGGGUAAGGCAUGUCCAUCAGCAGAGCGGGUGGGGGGAUUGUUGCGGGAUUAAGGUGCCGAGUAGCAUUGGUGCGGCCGAGGAGAUGAAGAAGAGGGGAGUCGGAGAGCAGUUGAGGAGGAUACCGUUUGACUAAGGGGGGUGGGGGGCGGAGAGAAGUGGCUGGAGGGCCUUUGGGUGUGCCCAAACUCCUUGAUGUGCACAUGUAGCUUUAUGGUUUUCCGUCGAGGCGAAGGGCUAAACGGCGAUUCUUCAUGACAAUACAAAGACUAUGAAUUCACCCAACUAACUCCUUCUGGCUAUUGUCGAGUUCGCAGGCCGUACCAGCUCCAAGGGCAGACUCGCGUUCGGUCAAGAGCCCAUCAACGGGAC